Plasmodium reichenowi is the source of this 1470-nucleotide messenger RNA. Its product is annotated as exported protein (PHISTb). The record is from RefSeq and is a predicted model, not a curated record. The transcript has 2 exons. Lineage: Eukaryota; Apicomplexa; Aconoidasida; Haemosporida; Plasmodiidae. The coding region runs from base 1 to 1470 and encodes 489 amino acids.
AUGUGUAUUAAGUAUAUAAAUAUUAUUAAGAUUAUGAAGAAUAUUAAUAUUAAUGAAAAUAGUGUAUAUUGCUAUAGGAGGUACUAUAGAAAGUGUAAUGAACUUAUGAAUAAUUCGCUUAAUGUUAAAUGUGAUAUGAGGGAAAAUGAGAAAUUAAAUAAAAAUAAAUUUCCACGUCUUUUAGUAUCUUAUUUUUAUGUUUUAAGUAUAGUUGGAAUAAUAUAUUGUUUAUUAUUUAAUAUCCAUACACAUGAUAAUAAAGAUGAGGGCUUAGUAACAACAUUGUGUAUUGAUUCAAGAUGUUUAUCAGAAGGCUACCUCAACCUUUAUUCUCCUUUAUGUAGCAACAAUGCAUAUUUUAGCUUUAGAGAAGUAUUACAUGGAUCAAAUUACUAUAUCCCAAAAGAAUUUAUGGAAUGGGAUGAUGAAGAAGAAAAAAAUGCCUUUCAAUUUGAUGAAGAAGAUGAUGGCGAUGGCGAUGGCGAUGACGAUGACGAUGAUGAUGACAAUGAUGAUGAUUAUGAUGAUGAGGAGGAAGAAGAAGAAUAUAUGAAAAAAAAGAAUCAGAAAAAUGUACCAACUAAGAUUGACAUGAAAAAACCGAACAACAUUAAUAAAGCUAGUGAUAAUAAAAAUGGUCAUAUUAAAAAUAAUAUCCAACGAGAAGAAAAAAACAAGAAUAUUACGAAUCAAAAAAGCGACGCUAAUAAUAAAAUUGAUGAAAAUAAAAAAAAUGUAGAAGAAGAAGAAAAACAUAAAAAGGAAAAUAAUCGAAAUGAGAAAGAAAAUAAUGAUAAUAAUGAAAAUAAAAAAGAGAAAAAAAAUGGAAAAGAAAAUCAAGGAAAUAAUAAAGAUUUACCUGCAUAUAAAACAAUAGACUAUAAUAAUUUGUCUGUUCAAAUUUCCUUAGAAGAUUUUCAAGCAAUAUUAAAUUCCUUGGACUCAGUUUUAAGCACAAAGGAAAUGCAUAAUUUAUGGAAUCAAUUAAGAGGAUUAGAAAGAUUUUUAUUUGAGGACAUCGUGAGUGAUUUAUUUACAUAUUAUCAUGAUUUAUUAGAGACGUAUAAUUUAACCGUAGAAGAAACUGAACAUAUCUGGAAAAAUUGUCUUAGUGAUGCCCAACAUAGGCAAAGUUAUGCUGAAACGCAAUGUAAUGUAGAUCAUAGUAAUUUUAUUAGGAAGAAAAAUUUGACUCAAGAAGCAUAUAAAAAUUAUCUAACUCAACGUAGGGAGGAGUUUUCAAAAUUAAGGGAGGAAAUUCAUUAUAAGGGUGAGACAUAUCUAAACGAACAAAUUACUAAAUAUAGGAAAGAAAAAAAUAAUAAUUUAGAUCAAGCAAGCAAGAAAAAUAAAAAGGAAAAUGAAAAGGAAAAGGAAAGAAAAAGAAAAGAAAAGGAAAAAGAAAAAAAAAAAAAACAAAAGGAACAAGAAAACAAAAAGAAGGAAAAUAAAAGUAAAACUUUGAAAUGA